Molecule: messenger RNA, 4753 nt
Organism: Monodelphis domestica (gray short-tailed opossum)
Lineage: Eukaryota; Metazoa; Chordata; Mammalia; Didelphimorphia; Didelphidae
Gene: TMEM18
Product: transmembrane protein 18
Cellular component (GO): nuclear membrane
Source: RefSeq, a predicted model, not a curated record
AUGUCUCGCGAGAUAUUCAAGAUUGUAUCUAUCCCUAGAGCAGCAGGCCUGGGUGGUUCUUACGGGACCGAAGAGGCGUGACGAGGCGUGGGCGGUGCCCAAGGCUGAUGACUUAACGGCGUCCAAUGACGUGAAUUGCCGCGUUCGGCUCUAGUCUGUGCAGGAAUUCUUUGAUUUUAAUUGAGAAGAUGCAGCCACAGUCCCAGCCUAUAUCUAUGGGAUUCCCCAGGGUGAUCACGCACACUGACUGGUCUGAGCCAUGGUUACUGGGACUUUUAGUCUUUCACAUACUUUGUCUGUUGCUCACUUACCUUACUUUCCAACGAUAUCGACUUCAGAUUGGGCAUUUCAUGUGUUUGGUAAUUUUAGUCUAUUCUGCUGAAUAUAUUAAUGAACUGGCUGCUAUGAAUUGGAGGUUAUUUUCUAAAUACCAAUAUUUUGAUUCAAGAGGAAUGUUUAUUUCCAUGGUUUUUUCAGCUCCAUUGCUGUUAAAUGCUAUGAUCAUUGUGAUUACAUGGGUGCAUAAAACUAUGACUGUAAUGACCGAGUUGAAAAUCUUGCAACAGAAAAGAAAAGCAGAAAGAGAAAAAAGGAAGAAAACAGAAUAAUGUAGAGGAACUUUUACAUUGAAUUUUCUAAUACCUAUCUUUGCUUCCAAUAUUUGAAUAUCAUGAAGUAGAAUAUAUUGCAAUGGUAUCUUUAGUAGGCUCAUGGUUUGAAGCAGUCAUACAUUCUUUUGUUUUUACUGUGAUAGAGGAAAAUAUUCAAUUCAUUUAUUUAACAUAAGUUCUAAUUUAAUUAUAAAUGAAACUAUAUUUCCUUCAACUCCAAAGUUUUUAUGCUGAUUUAUCAUUAUCAUUACGGUCUAAAGAUAGCCUGAAUGACAUACCAAGCUCUGUGAUUUAAACAUAUUAGUGUUCCCUUUGUACUGUAUCUAUAUUUGUUAUUUUAGAAAUUUGUUCUGAUUUUUAAGUUAUACACUAAUCAUUUAUGGCAGUAGUGUUGCUUAGCCAUUUGUAAGAAUCCCUGCUGGCCACCAACUGACUCAGAAAACCACGUAUUAAUUUUAUCUGUGUUCUAUUGUAUUUUUUACUUAUUUUGUUAAAUAUGUUUCAAUUAUAUUUUAAUCUGGUUCUAGUACACUCAGCAGUGUUAUGGGUUAGCUACAUCUUUGAGACCUCUUAUUUAUAUGAUAAAACAUCCAAAGAAUUGCAUCUCUUUAUGUCCACCAUUAAAUGAUGAUUUUUGACAAAAUUAAUGGAAUCUUGUUUGACACAGCUUUGAUGAAAAUUCAAGUAUCUUUUUCCAAAACAAACUUAAAUAUCUUCAGAAAAUAAUCGUAGUUUAAUGGAAUAUUCUUUAAAUUACAGUCCCAUAUCUUUUUCCCUCAUAAAUAGUUUCUGUAUAGAUUAUAUGGACCGUUGUGACCAAAUAAAACCUAUGAGAUAAAAUGAAUUGUCAUGAAAAUUUUAAAAUGAUGUUUAAAAAUAUAUAUGCUUGUGUAAGAUUUAAAUUAAUAUCCAAUAACUCAAAUUAUUAUAUUUUAUAAGAUUUAUUAAUAAUCACCUGAAGUAAAACAAAUAAAAGGACAAAAUUAAAAGCCUGAGUAAAGAAAAGUUUUCCCAGCCACAUUCACAGGGGAAAAAAAGGGGGAGACUGAGUCACACAUAUUUUAUCUACAAAACAUAAAGAUGUAAAGGGAGAAGGAAAGUGGGAUGCUGGGAUAUAGAAGGAAAGUGGGAUUCUGGGGAGCAGUUUCUGAUUAUACACUUGAAAAUUAUUCAAUAAUUAUUUUUAAAAAUAAUGAAGUAGUUAAUAUAUUGUUUCACAAAAGUCUUAGUGAAGUUUUAAGCAUUAAUGUGCUAAAAGAAUUUUGGGACACAUUUUACAAGUGAGCAUACAUCAGAAGAUUCUAAGAAAAGGAUUAUGAUAAAACAAAUCUCGGUUUUAUAGAACCUUUAUAUUUUUAGAUAAUGUUAAAAAAUUAUCCAUCUACAAUGAGAUAGUUAAUCUAUUUUCUUUAUAAUGUGUAUAUAAUAUGUGUAUUAUAAUGUGUGUAAAUUUGACUACUUAGAAAUAAUACCACUAAUUUUAUUUUUAAAGAAGACAGUAUAGUGUGAUACACCCUGGUUUGUAGUUGCACGCAAAGUAACAUCCAAGUUCCAUCUCAGUCUAGAAUUAUAUAGUUUAUGUAAAGAAUGAUGAAUGAUUGUUUCAGGGAAAAAGUAUACACAUAUUUCAGAAGGCAAAUGGAUAGAGCUAUAUUAAUAACUUCAAUGGUAAUAAUCACUAAUAUUUCUAUAAUACCAUGUUAAAAACACUACAUAUUUAUUUCAUUUGCUUCUCUCAAAAACCUUGGGAGGUAGGUGCUAUUAUAUUGUUAUUAUUGUUAUUAUUAUUAUUGCCAUUUUAUGGGUGAGGAAACUGAAGCAAACAGAGGUUAAAUGACUUGCCCAGGGUUUUAUAGUUAGUACAUGUCUGAAGUUGGAUUUCAAUUCAGAUCUUCCUGACUCCAAGUUUGAUGCUCUAUCUCUUAUGCCACCUACCUGCCUUUUCUUUUCUUUUUAAAAAAAGAUUUUUCCUAAAUGUUUUAAAUAAAAGAAUAGAUAUUCACGUUUUCUAGAGUAAAAAUAAAAGUCUUAAUAUUCCAUAAAUUACAAAGAUGGGUGACUAAAUUGUAGAAAUUAUGCAUAAAAAUUUGGAGUGCAAAAUAAUCUCAGAUUUGGGAACUGAAUCUUUUGUUGUUAAAAAUAUUUAUCUUUUGUGGAUAAUUACAUACUUAUUAGCCAGGAGGUUUUGUUGGAUGUUGGUUUGCCACUUUACAAAGUGACUUAAAUUAAUCUUAAAAAUAAACAAGGCACUUUUAACCUGAAAAUGUUUUAUCACCUCUAAUACUUAGUAUAGUAACUUUUCUUCUUAGGCAUAUGUUGGCACUUAAUAUAAAAUAGUAUAAAGAAAUAAAAUAUCAUUAUCGUUAUUGUGGUUUAAUUUUUAAAUGAACAUAAAUCACGUCUAAUUUGUUUGAGGUUCAGAAUAUAUGGUAUCGUGGUAAUUUGCAUAGUUGCCAUGAGGCUUGAAUAUUAACUGGAUAAAUGACCAUAGCAUUUUGAAUUCUUCAAAAAUUACUAAUUUGGGAUGCUAAAUGGUACCAGGUAGGGAGGAGAGUUAAUAUACUCUACAGUUUAGUUUACUCAAUUUACACCAAAGAAAGAGACUAUCGUGUUUUACAUGCAACAUUUGGAAAGUAAAAACAAUUUGUAACUAUUGAUGUCAAACUCUAUUAUAUCAUUAUAAUAGAAAUAGGGGUAGCUGAUGGCAAAACCACACUGUAUUUGAACUUAAACGAUCUAAAUUAUACCACUGAAAGAAUGAUUUGUGGGUAAUUGAAGUCACUUUUAAAAAGAAUACAGUUGUGCUUAUUCCCUAUUAAAAAGAUGUAUGUAUUUGACUCCACUAAAAAAGAAAAAAGAAGUUAAAAAACAAUUUUUCACUAAAAAUUCUACCUCAUAUUUUAUCUGAAUUUUUAUCUUAAUCCAGAACUCUCUUAGCUAUAAUUUAAACCCUUAUUUUUAAUGUAACAGAAAUAUCAUGACAAAUAUUAAGAACUCAAACUCUUGGGGAGUGUCUUCAUUAUUAUUUUCAUAUCACAUUUAAAUCAUCAGGUCUGUCAUUAGGACCUUAAAAGAAUUUUUCAAAAGAAACAAACAACUAUAUAGAUGAUUUGAUCUUGUUUCCAAAGCUUUUUAAUAUUUUUAUAUUCAACUACUUAUUAUAAAUCUUAGUUGUGAUUAUUGGUAGGAAGAAUUCUACAAACCUUAGUACCUGACACUGAAUGCAGAAUCUAAAUCUGAAUCUAAAGAUCAGAUCGUACAGAAUCUGCAUUGGUGGCCCUGCUUCUAGACCCUAAUGUUCCUCUAUAAAGUACAAAUUCUUUAUCCUGACAUUUAAAGCCAUUCACUGUCUGACUUCAGUCACAUUAUUUCCCUUCAUUAAAUGUUUGUUGCAAGAAAGCUGUUCUUGAAUGCAACUUUCUAUCUCUCCUUCCUUUAUGUCCUUCACUGAACCCAUUUCUCUCCCCCUUAUGCUUAGAAUUAUUUCUCUCCUACCCACCAUCUACCCCUGAGAAUCUUUAGCCUCAUUUAAGCCUUAUCCUAUGUGCCAACUCCUAAAAAAAUACUUUCCUCUUCAUCUUAGCUGUUUGUGACCUAUGCUUCAAAUUGUUUGUGUGUAUGCCUAUACACACAUUUAUACACACAGAUACACAUACAUAUACCUAUGUAUCUCUCUGUGUGUAUAUAUAUGUAAAUAUAUAUAUAUAUAUAUAUAUAUAUAUAUAUAUAUAUAUAUAUAUAUAUAUAUAUAUAAAGUUGUGUCCUCCAGAAUUUAAACUGCUUGAGGAAAGAAGCUAUUUUAAAAAUUAUUCUUAGUGCUUUGUAAAUAGAAGCCACUUAAACAGCCUUUUGAAUUGUGUUAAAAAAAAAAACUGUAUUCAUCAAGCUUUCUUAAAAAGAGACUGGCAAUAUUCAGAAAUAAUUCUCAAUUCAUUUAUUUUUAUUUCUGUAAAUAAGCAACCCUAUUUCAAAAUAUUUUAGAUAGGCAGUGUAAGGAGAGGAAGAUUUGUGCUAAAUCAGAUAUUUUUGUGACUUCCCAAAACAAUAUGUUACUAUGUAAAUACUAACAUACUCUCUUCUUGUACUCAGAUUUGAAUGCAACAAAAUAUAUUGACAAUAAAAUUUGAUAUGUUUUUCUAAAA